Alternaria postmessia is the source of this 1710-nucleotide messenger RNA. It is a transcript of the gene INDA1, whose product is annotated as Amino-acid permease inda1. NCBI's taxonomy places the organism in Eukaryota, Fungi, Ascomycota, Dothideomycetes, Pleosporales, Pleosporaceae. Gene Ontology annotation, molecular function: amino acid transmembrane transporter activity. Bases 1 to 1710 code for a protein of 569 amino acids. Gene Ontology annotation, cellular component: membrane. The record is from RefSeq and is a predicted model, not a curated record. The transcript is spliced from 4 exons. Gene Ontology annotation, biological process: amino acid transmembrane transport.
AUGGACCACGAGAAGGCUCUCCCGCCUGAUGAGAAGACCAGCGUCCCUCACCCAACCAUUGAGAGUCAGAGCGAAGAUGUUGCUGACUGGCGUGACGGUGAGGACUUCAUGACCCGCAACGGUCUGAACAUGAAGUCCUUCCAGCGUCGUCCCCAUGAGGGCGGUUUGAUCGAGCUCGACAAGUCCAUGAAGACGCGCCAUCUUCACAUGAUUGCCAUCGGUGGUUCUAUCGGUGCUGGUUUCUUCGUUGGUUCCGGUGGUGCUCUGGCCAAAGGUGGUCCUGCCUCAGUCCUGAUUGAUUUCUCAAUCAUGGGUGUCAUGAUCUUCAACGUCGUCUACGCUCUUGGUGAACUCGCUGUUAUGUACCCCGUCUCCGGUGGUUUCUAUACCUACUCCACUCGCUUCAUUGAUCCUUCCUGGGGUUUCGCCAUGGGCUGGAACUACGUCUUCCAAUGGGCUAUUGUCUUACCUCUUGAGCUUCUCGUCGCCGGUCUAACAAUCCAUUAUUGGCCGGGCGCUCAAGAAACAAACGUCGCAGUCUUCAUCACGAUAUUCUGGGUCUUCAUUGUUUUAAUCAACAUCUGGGGCACCCUGGGAUAUGCCGAAGAAGAGUUCUGGUCGUCUUGUAUCAAGCUGGGUGCCACCAUCGUCUUCAUGAUCAUUGCCUUGAUCUUGGUCCUCGGAGGAGGUCCCAGCAAUGGCAUGUACUCUGAAUACUGGGGAGCUCGUACUUGGUACAACCCGGGCGCUUUCCAAAACGGCUUCAAGGGUUUCUGCACUGUAUUCGUCACCGCCGCUUUCUCCUUCUCGGGUACCGAACUUGUUGGUCUCGCUGCCGCUGAGACUAAGAACCCUCUGAAGUCCCUUCCUGGUGCUAUCCGUCAGGUCUUUUGGCGAAUCACCUUGUUCUACAUCCUCGGUCUCACCUUUGUCGGACUUCUUGUUCCCUCCAACGACAAUCGUCUGAUGGGCUCCUCUUCCGAUGCCAACACCUCCCCCUUCGUCAUUGCUGGCAAGAACGCUGGAUUGAUUGGAUUUGACAGUUUCAUGAACGUUGUCAUUCUCAUCUCCGUCAUCUCCAUCGGUGUCUCUGGUGUAUACGGUGGUUCUCGAACCCUCACUGCUCUUGCCAACCAGGGUUACGCUCCCAAGUGCUUCACCUACAUCGACCGUGCCGGACGCCCUCUGUACUCUGUUGCCUUCAUUCUCAUGUGGGGUCCUCUUGCCUACAUGAACUUGGCGUCUACUGGUGAGACUGUCUUCAACUGGUUCGUUGCUCUGUCCGGUCUUGCUGCUCUCUUCACCUGGGGCUCCAUCUGCCUCGCCCAUAUCCGCUUCCGCAAGGCCUGGGCUUACCACGGACACACCUUGGAUGAGAUCCCAUUCAAGGCUGCUGGUGGUGUUGUUGGCUCCUGGAUUGGCAUUGGCAUCAUUAUUGUUGUCCUCAUUGCUCAGUUCUACACUGCCGUGUCGCCCAUUGGCAAGAGGCUUGGUACCGCGACCGAUUUCUUUUCAGCUUACCUCGCUGUCUUCGUCGUUGCUGCUUUCUGGAUUGCUGGAUACUUCUGGAAGCGUGAGGGAUGGCUCCGCACCGCUCAGAUGGACGUUGACACUGGCCGUCGUGAACUCGACUGGGACCUCAUUAACAGGGAGCGCGCCGAGAUCGCCACCUGGCCUGCGUGGAAGCGUUUCUUCAACCGCAUCUUCUAA